This is a messenger RNA of Parastagonospora nodorum SN15, 2523 nucleotides long. RefSeq lists its product as hypothetical. Bases 1 to 2523 code for a protein of 840 amino acids. Gene Ontology annotation, molecular function: protein binding; structural constituent of nuclear pore. Gene Ontology annotation, biological process: mRNA export from nucleus; ribosomal small subunit export from nucleus; ribosomal large subunit export from nucleus. The transcript has 2 exons. Gene Ontology annotation, cellular component: nuclear pore. The record is from RefSeq and is a predicted model, not a curated record. Lineage: Eukaryota; Fungi; Ascomycota; Dothideomycetes; Pleosporales; Phaeosphaeriaceae.
AUGCCGAAGGUACUCAGCUACACGCCGAAUUGGCUUUCUAGGCCGAGCCCAGGAUACCAGCUGUUUGCGCCCAAACAAGCCAACGGCAAUGGAGUCGCCGCGAAGAAGAAGAAGGAUUUUGGACCACGGAAAACUAUUGCAACAAGAGGUUCCGAGGUUUUCGUCGCGGUUGGACACGAGAUACGAUGGGCAGAUUUGGUCAACUUGAAGGAAGGCGUCGAGCCGGCAUACCGCACCCUCAGGAUAUCGAUACCGCUACCAAUUACGCGUCUCACAAUGUCUCCCCAGGAGGACUACCUCGCGGUAUCUACGUCACACACAGUACACGUCGUACACCUCCCCGAUGCCUCACUCCUCGAAGACGACGAUGAUAGCCCAAUAAAGCCAAAGACAUUCCAGGUGGGACCAACCGCACACGUUACCGAGGAGUCGCCGGUCGCAACAACUCUUUGGCACCCAUUGGGAUAUCACGGGCGAUGUCUCGUCACAAUCACAAAGGCGGGAGUGGUGCGUCUCUGGGAAGUCAACCGAGCCGACCGGUCUACCUUCAGCGAGCCCGCGCUGUCAAUCGACCUACCGAAGCUCGCGAACGCGACCAAUGACCAGGAAGAUCUGAGUGCGUCCAAGUUCGGGGCAGCCAAGGGCUUCUCGCCCGACUCUGUUGACCUGGAAGUGGCAUCCGCAUGCUUUGGCGACUUUCCUGACCAGGAGGGAGUGCACGGCUGGGCGCCCAUGACGCUUUGGAUCGCGAUGGUUACUGGAGAUGUUUACGCACUUUGCCCGCUGCUCCCAAGCAAAUGGCAACUGGUCGAUUCGCCAGGCGCAUUCACGCUGCUACAGACAUUGACCUCCUCGAUCAACGUGAACUACGCCAACUGCUCAGAUGACGCGGAUGCAUCCCAGGACGAGCUCAAGACAUCUGAGAAACAGAUUUCUUGGCUCUCUGAUAUUCUAUAUGAGGAGCCUUUCAUGGAAGAGCUUCCGAACGGCGAUUCUAUAAAGGUCUUUGCGCGACCGUCAAGUCAAUCUGCUGUCCCAUUGCUACAAGGGCCUUUCAAUGUUGCGCCAGAGGUUGAGGACUACGAGCUCAGCGACAUGAUUGUCUACUCUUUGAAGACAUUAUCAGAUGGGAGCGAGGAGGAGGCUGCCGAGGGGUUACCGACUGCGGUUGUUUGCUUGCUUACAGAUACAUGCAAGGUCCAUGUCUGUCUGGACUUGCAAGGAAUCGUAGGACGUUGGUUGCCAUCGCCUGAAGACGAGGUUGAGGAUGCAGAGCCACCUGAGCACGACUUGAUCAUCGCUGAGACCAUCACUCUGGUCCCGGGUGAGCAGUCGUCAUUCAACCAGAGUAUAACACCGGAUGUGCACACCGACUUUUCCUUCUUUGUCUCGCAUGCCAGUGGUGUGUUCUACGUUUCUUUGGAGCCUUGGAUUCGGAAGCUAGAGAACGAGCUCUCGCAGCCGCAAGUUGAGGGCGCGGACUUCCGUAUUCAGCGUCUCUUAGAGUCAGCAAACAGUUCGGUUGAGAAGUACCUGCAGCGAAAGCCUGCUGGCUCUCCAGCGGAGCAGGAAGUCACCUCAGCCGUGGUCAUUGAAGAUGGCAACAUUGGCUACCUCCUCCUCACAACCAUCGAUAACGAGCCUCAAGCAGCUUUCCUUGAUGCACCAGAAUACGGUCUGCCCACGGAAGAAGAGAUUGCCGAGUACAUGCACAUCAGCGGUCCGCAGAAAGAGGUGCGCGAAGCAUGGCAACCGCCGAAGGAGCUGUACGAGCCUAUCGAUCUACUGGGCUCCAUCAACAUCCCUUCACGCCACCGAGCCGCCAUGAAAGAAGAGGUCAAGCUCUCGCCCGCCAACCUCGAGCUGCUAAUGGACGUCCACCGCGUGCUAUCCGUCAAGACCUCGAAGCUCCAAUACGCCGUCUCCGACCUCUUCAACCGCGCCACGCGCCUGCAAGAAGAAUUCCGCGACCAAGUCUGGCGCAGCGCCCAAGUCACCUCCAAAAUCGACGCUGUCACCGGCAACGACGAACUCGGCUCCGACGACGGCUCUCUCGCCGGCCGCGCAAAGAUCGACGACCGGUUGGAGCGCGUCCGCGCGCGCCAGGACAAAAUCAACGCCCGCUACGAAGGCCUGCGCAAUAAAAUGCACCGCCUCGGCUCCACAGAACUCAGCGAAAAGGAGGCGAAUUUCGUCGAAGAGUUGUCAGCCAUGGAUGGCGCGCUGGACAAAUCGGGCGCGACGCUGACCGGGGAUGUGGAUGGCGCGCAGGACCCGACAUGGCAGCGCGUCGAUAGGAUUAAAGACUUGCACAAGAAACUCGCCAAGGACGUCGAGCAGGCGACCAAGGACGUCGUGAAGGAUGCGCAGGGCAGGAGCGACGGUAUGAAGGUCCCGAGCCACUCGCGGAAGCAGGAGACAGAGCAGAUUUCAGAUUAUCUGGGCAGGUUGACGGUGUUGGUCGAGGCGGCGGCGCAGAGGCUGAGGACGGAGGGAAUUGCGAUUCCGGUAGAGGAGAGCUAG